ACUGUCAUUGGUGCAAUUUGUGAUCGAUUUGUUUUCAUUCAUUUUUUCACAACUAAAUCAUAAAACUAAUUUAUAAUUUUUGAAAAUAUUUUAAAACCUGUUGUUCGUAAAAGCCAACAUUUUAAUUGAUAAAAAAUGCCAGCCUAUCAUUCGCAAAUUCCCAAAGUGGACGAUCAUUUGUCCAGUUUCGCUUUACUGCCAAUUCGUACACAGACUCGGGGCCCAGCACCAAUUAUCAAUGGUGAAGAUAUCAUCGAUGAAACGAUCUACUAUUUUAAAGCGAACAUUUUUUUCCGCACUUAUGAAAUCAAGAGUGGAAUCGAUCGUGUGAUGAUUUACAUUACGUUGUACAUUACGGAAUGUUUGAAAAAGCUUCAAAAAUGCGCCAACAAGAGCCAGGCUCAACAGGAACUGUAUUCGUUAGCUAUCAGUCGCUUUGAUAUUCCAGGAGACGCAGGAUUCCCACUUAAUUCGGUUUAUCCAAAACCGUCUUCAGCAAACGAGGCUGACUUGUUGCGUCAAUAUUUGACACAAAUCCGACAAGAGACUGGAAACCGGUUGAUUGAAAAAGUGUUCAACACGCCCGAUGGCAAGCCGAGUAAAUGGUGGACCUGUUUCGCCAAGAAGAGAUUCAUGGAACACUCAUUGGGUGGAUUUGGUCAAUAAAUGCAAAUAAUCUGCUGCAUAAUGAAUAUAUGAUAAAAUGAUUAUGUCAAAGAAAUAAAAAACCUCACAAAUUUUAGCAUUUAAGACGUUUAAUAAGAAAAUCAUCAAUAAAAUUCGAAAUUCAUAACUAA
Messenger RNA from Sitodiplosis mosellana (orange wheat blossom midge), 797 nucleotides. It is a transcript of the gene Arpc3A, whose product is annotated as actin-related protein 2/3 complex subunit 3. The record is from RefSeq and is a predicted model, not a curated record. Bases 136 to 666 code for a protein of 176 amino acids. NCBI's taxonomy places the organism in Eukaryota, Metazoa, Arthropoda, Insecta, Diptera, Cecidomyiidae. Gene Ontology annotation, biological process: regulation of actin filament polymerization; Arp2/3 complex-mediated actin nucleation. Gene Ontology annotation, cellular component: cytoskeleton; Arp2/3 protein complex. The transcript has 4 exons. Gene Ontology annotation, molecular function: actin filament binding.